AUGGUGACCCCGCUGUUCCCACGCCCCACCCCGACGACGCCCCCGCCGACGGAGGCGCCCGAGGAGGAGCUGGUGCCGGAGGGUUGCACCAACUCUAGCGUGCUCGACUUCCUGGAGCAGAACGACAACCUGACGCGCUUCGCCGACAUGAUGCAGCGCGCGGGGCUGCAGGACACCAAGGGGCUGGAAGCAGGCGGCGGUCCGGUACUGGUGCUGGCGCCGACGAACGACGCGAUCGGGGCGGCGCUGGAGCGCGCCGGAGUCAGCGAGAGGGAGUUCCUGGCCGACACGGACCGCCUUCGCGCCAUCGUGCUGUACCACCUUGCGUCAACGGGCAGGUCGAUCUCUGAGGCCACGCGAUCCAGGCAGAUCGCCACGAGGCUGAGUGCGGCGCCGCGCCUGGGGCUCUUCGCGGGGUCCAGGGGCACGGUCCUCGUCGACGGCCCGUUCGGGGACGCCACGUGGACGGGCGCGGAGGAGGUGCUGUGUUCGCGCGCUGGCAUCCACGUCGCCCAGGUCGACCGCGUCCUGCUGCCCGCGGCCUCGCUCGCCGCCGUGUCCGGCGUGUCAACCGGCAGCCGGUGCGACGAGGGCGCAACGAUUCUCUCCGUGGUACGCAACACGCCGGAGCUGGCGCUGCUCGGCAGGCUGGUGGCGCGGGCCGGGCUGACGCGGGUGCUCGACUCAACGGCGCGGAACCUCACGCUGCUCGCACCGGACGAGCCGGCGCUGGCGAACCUGCUGGUGACGCUCAACACCACGGAGACCGACAUCGACCCCGCGACGCUCCGGGACAUCCUGAGCUACCACGUGCUUCCCGACGUGGUGCUCCGGAAGGAGGACAUCCGCGACGGCAGCCUGCGGACGCUCGAGGGCGAGUCCGUCGUCCUCGACGAGUUCCCCGGGGGUGUGGUGGUCGAGGGCGCAGCUGGGUCCGCAUCCUUCCUUAGGUAUAAUUUGAGCGCGUCGACCGGCCGGCGCCAGGCGUGCUCGGCGGAGGUCCACGUGAUCGACGCCGUGCUGGCGCCCGACGCCGACCUCCUGCCCGCCGAGGGCGAGUUGGGCGAGGUGGAGAGCGUCGCGAACGGCCCGACCGGGUUCGUAUCUGCGGGUCGACGUUGCCGCACAGUCGGCGACAUCGUCAACUUCAUCCCGGCGCUGCGGAACCUCACCCUCGCGCUGCGCUUUGCGGGCACCACGAACGACGUCCUCGUGCCCAGCGCGGACCAGGGCCCCGUUACCAUCUUCGCGCCGAGCAACAACGCAUUCGACUCGCUUGUGUUCAGUCUUGGAAUCGAGCCCAUUCAGCUGUACUUCAACAAGGAGCUCCUGCGCCAGAUCACGCUCUACCACGUGGCCACGGGCGGCGCACGCAAGGCCUUCCAGCUGUCCGACGGCGCCGAGCUCCCGACGCUCGCCCGGCCUCUGGGCGACGACGCCGGCCCGCCCUUGAACGUCGAGGUCAAGAAAGUCGGACGACAGAUCACCAUCGAGGGAGCGGGCUCGGCGGCGAACGUCGAGGCGUCGGACAUCGAGGCCUGCGACGCGGUGAUCCACGUGGUCGACACCGUCCUGCUCCCGAACACAACGCUCGCCCUCGACCCCGUGGAGGUGACCGAGAGCGGCGUGUUCGUGGGGGGCGUUCCGAUCGCCGCGGAGGACGCAGCGACGCUCGCGCUGUCCGGGUCGGGGAUCCGCGCGACCACGACGACGCGCGCUCGCCGACCGGGCCCAGCCGCGCCCGCCGGCACGCCCGCGCCCGGGGAUUCCGGAAUUCGCGCCACCGUCACGGAGAGCGAGCAGCCGGCGGCGCCAGCGUCGCCGACGGACUGCACGUCCGUGGUGGACCUGGCGCAGGCGGUCGAGCAGCUGUCGUCCUUCGCGGCGCUCAUCGAGCAGGCUGGCAUCGAGAGCACCCUGGGGGAGUCCGCUGACGUGACGGUCCUGGCGCCAACAGACGAGGCGAUCAACGCCAUGCUGGCGGCCACGUCGCAGCUGGAGCAGGACGCGCUCGAGUCUCCGGCUGGCGCGGCGGCGCUCCUCAAGUACCACAUCCUGCCCGGCCAGGUGACAGCGCAGGAGCUCGGCAGCCCCGGGCUUCGCGAGACCUUGGCCGGUGGCGCGGUGGGCGGGAGCAGCGAAGGCGUCCUCGACGCUCGCGGCGGCACCGCAACCAUCACCGUGCCGGACGUGCGCGCCUGUAGGGCGACUGUGCACAUCGUCGACAAGGUCCUCAGCCCCCCCGAGGGCUACCUGGAGGCGGCAGCGCAGUCCAACGCCCCCGCGCCGGCCGAGGAGCCCAGGCCGGGACGACGGGCGUGA
Molecule: messenger RNA, 2322 nt
Organism: Pedinophyceae sp. YPF-701
Lineage: Eukaryota; Viridiplantae; Chlorophyta; Pedinophyceae
Source: the annotation of a GenBank genome assembly